AUGAACAAUAGUAAGUUCAGCCUAAUUGCAUUAUCAAAUAUAGAGUCUCAUCUUUUAAAAGAUCCAUGUUCAAACAAGAUUAAUAAAGAAGAUUUUACUUUAAUAUGGCUCGAUCAAACAUUAGACAAAGACAUAAACGAUUCGAGAGACACAUCAAAGCUUCGACAAGCUGUUGAUGAUUUGAACACCUAUGUCGAUUUAAAUGAAUGUGAAAAUUACAUUCGAUCACAUCAAAAUGAAAACAUCAUUUUCGUUGUAUCUGGCACAUAUGGACAACACAUUGUGCCAAAUAUUCAUGAUUUGAUACAAAUAAAACGUAUUUAUGUAUUUUGUCUCAAUGAAGCCAAUCAUAUUGAAUGGAUAAAAAAAUAUUACAAAGUAAACAACAAUACCUUUACACAAACUGAAAAACUUCUCGAAGCACUCAAACCUUACAUUCGUCAAUAUCAACAAACUUUAUUGAUUCAAAAAUCAAUAGUUGAUGUUGAGAACAAGACAACUGACUUCAAAUGGGCCCGAUUUCUAACUGAUACAUUAAUUCAAUCACCUCCAGAAUCAAAAGCAAAAGUUGAAAUGAUUGAGACAUUGAGAAAACAAUACCAUGAUAAUUCAUUUCAGCUAAACUUUAUUGACGAAUUCGAUAAAAACGAAAACGAUGAAAGUGCAGUGACAUGGUAUACAAAAGAAGGAUGUAUUUAUAAAAUCGUAAAUCGCAUAUUUCGUGAAGAACAGAUAGACGAAAUAUUUAAUUAUCGCGCAUUUAUAAAAGAAUUAGCCGAACAAUUAAAUCAACUUUACAUAGAUCAAAUAGAGGAAUAUCGCGAAUGGGGUAUAUCUAAAAUUACAGUCUAUCGGGGUGCAGGUGUACCACAUCAUGAUAUGAAAGUCUUAAAAUCAAAUACGGGUCAACUCAUUUCGUUCAACGGAUUUUUGUCCACAAGUCCAGCGGAACAACUUGCAUUAAGCUUUGCACAUGCACAGUUUGGAAGCAGUGAUCUAACACCUGUUCUAUUCGCAUACGAAAUCGACAUAAACCUUGAUACAACAGCCUUUGCUGAGAUAACACAGAUAAGUGCAAUGAAAAGAGAAAGAGAAGUUCUUUUUAAUCCUGGUGCAAUAUUCAAAAUUGAACAAGUCCAAUAUACGGAUGGAGACAUAAUGUGGCGAGUGGAUUUAUCAUUAUGUGAAAGAGAUUUUAUGGUUGGACAGCACUAUAUAGAAAUAUCGAUGUUAGAAAGAACUUCUAUGAAUAAUUUACUUCUCUUUGCACUGUUGCUAAUAGAAGCAGGAUACAACAACAAAGCGGAAAUAUUUAUUGAAAAACAUUUUAAUGAAUAUAAAGAUCGAGCUGAAGAAGCCACAGAAUCAAGUUCGACCAGGUUAUCGAUAUUGGGAAUUCUUCUACUUAAAAAGGGAGACUACAUGGGUGCGCUAGAGAAUUCCAAAAAGGCACUUGAAAUCAAUAAGCAAACUCUACCUGAAAACCAUCCAUUUAUUGCAACAAACUACAAUAAUAUAGGAGGAAUAUAUAAAGACAAAGGUGACUAUAAUAAUGCACUUGACUAUUACAAAAAGGCACUUGAUAUUGAGAAACAAAUUCUACCUGAAAAACAUUUACAUAUUGGAAUAAGCUACAAUAAUAUUGGGUCGGUAUAUCAAGACAAAGGUGAUUAUGAUAAUGCACUUGACUGUUACAAAAAAACACUUGAUAUUUGGAAACAAACUCUACCUGAAAAGCAUCCAUAUAUUGCAACAAGUUACAAUAAUAUUGGAUCAGUAUAUCAAAACAAAGGUGAUUAUGAUAGUGCACUUGACUAUUUACAAAAAGCACUUAAUAUUUGGAAACAAACUCUACCUGAACAGCAUCCAAAUAUUGCAACAAGCUACAACAAUAUUGGAGCAAUUUAUAAAGACAAAGAUGACUAUGAUAAUGCACUUGAGUAUUACCAAAAGGCACUUGAUAUUUUGAAACAAACUUUACCCGAAAAACAUCCACAUAUUGCAUCAAACUACAAUAAUAUUGGAGCAAUAUAUAGAGACAAGGGCGAUUACCAUACUGCACUUGAUUAUUUCAAAAAGGCACUUGAUAUUUGGAAACAAACUCUAUCUGAAAAUCAUCCAGAUAUUGCAACAAGUUACAAUAAUAUUGGAUCAGUAUAUCAAGACGAAGGUGAUUAUGAUAAUGCACUUGAUUAUUUCAAAAAAGCACUUGAUAUUUUGAAACAAACUCUACCUGAAAAACAUCCACAUAUUGCAACAAGCUACAAUAAUAUUGGAGGAAUAUAUAGACACAAAGGUGACUAUGAUACUGUGCUUGACUAUUACAAAAAAGCGCUUGAUAUUAGGCAACAAAUUCUACCAGAAAAGCAUCAAGAUAUUGCAACAAGCUACAAUAAUAUUGGAUCAGUAUAUCAAAACAAAGGUGACUAUGAUAAUGCACUUGGCUAUUUACAAAAUGCACUUGUUAUUAGGCAACAAAUUCUCUCUGAAAAGCAUCCAGAUAUUGGAUCAAGCUACAAUAAUAUUGGAUUAGUACAUAAAGACAAAGGUGACUAUAAUAGUGCACUUGAGUAUUUACAAAAGGCACUUGAUAUAUUUAAACAAACCCUACAUGAAAAGCAUCAAGAUAUUGCAACAAACUAUAACAAUAUUGGAUUAGUAUAUAAAGAAAAAGGUAAUUAUGAUGAUGCACUAGAAUAUUUGCAAAAGGCACUUGAUAUUUGGAAACAAACUCCAUCUGGAAAGCAUCCAGAUAUUGCAUCAAGCUACAAUAAUAUUGGAUUAGUACAUAAAGACAAAGGUGACUAUGAUAAUGCACUUCACUAUUUAGAAAAGGCACUUGGUAUUUGGAAACAAACUCUAACUAAAAAGCAUCCAUAUAUUGCAACAAGUUACAAUAAUAUUGGAUCAGUAUAUCAAAACAAAGGUGAUUAUGAUAGUGCACUUGACUAUUUACAAAAAGCACUUCAUAUUUGGAAAGAAAUACUACCUGAAAAGCAUCCAAAUAUUGCCAUAAGCUACAAUAAUAUUGGAGGAAUAUAUCAAGACAAAGGUGAUUAUGAUAAUGCACUUGAUUAUUUCAAAAAGGCAGUUGAUAUUUUGAGACUAAUUCUACCUGAAAAACAUUCAUAUAUUGCAACAAGCUACAAUAAUAUUGGAUUAGUAUAUAAAGAAAAAGGUAAUUAUGAUGAUGCACUUGACUAUUUACAAAAGGCACUUGAUAUUUGGAAACAAACUCUACCUGAAAAGCAUCCACAUAUUGCAUCAAACUACAAUAAUAUUGGAUCAGUAUAUCAAGAGAAAGGUGAUUAUGAUAAUGCACUUGAUUAUUUCAAAAAGGCACUUUAUAUAUUUGAAGAAACUCUACAUGAAAAGCAUCCAGAUAUUGCAUCAAAGUACAGCAAUAUUGGGAAUGUUUAUUGUGAGAAAGGUGACUAUCAUAAUGGAAUACUUUAUUACAGAAAAGCACUGGUUAUCUGGAAAGAAACAGCGCCCGAAAAUCUCUGGGACAUCGUGUCGCUUUGCUAUUCUGUUGGAGAGACUUACGUUCAGCAAUGUAAAUAUGACUGUGCACUUUUACAUUGGGGUGCAGCAAUCAGUAUUUUGAAAGAACUGAUCCCUGAAGAUCAUCCGAUCAUGGUAUUUAGUUACCUUUGUAUUGCAAAAAUUGUGUAUUCCCGAUCAAGUCGAGACGUAUGA
This is a messenger RNA of Rotaria sp. Silwood2, 3699 nucleotides long. Lineage: Eukaryota; Metazoa; Rotifera; Eurotatoria; Philodinida; Philodinidae. The record is from the annotation of a GenBank genome assembly.